Messenger RNA from Camelus dromedarius (Arabian camel), 682 nucleotides. RefSeq names its product interleukin 4 (gene IL4). Gene Ontology annotation, cellular component: extracellular region. The record is from RefSeq and is a predicted model, not a curated record. Bases 321 to 674 code for a protein of 117 amino acids. Gene Ontology annotation, biological process: negative regulation of extrinsic apoptotic signaling pathway; positive regulation of eosinophil chemotaxis; activation of Janus kinase activity. NCBI's taxonomy places the organism in Eukaryota, Metazoa, Chordata, Mammalia, Artiodactyla, Camelidae. Gene Ontology annotation, molecular function: growth factor activity; cytokine activity; interleukin-4 receptor binding. The transcript has 3 exons.
CCUAAAGAGCAAAUGGUGUAAUUUCCUAUGCUGAUACUUUGUAGUUAAUUUUAAAAAAAGGUUUCAUUUUCCUACUGGUCUGAUUUCACAGGAACAUUUUACCUGUUUCUGUGAGGCAUUUUUUCUCCUGGAAGAGACAAGCUGAUUGGCCCCAAAUGACUGACAACUUGGUGUAACGAAAAUUUCCAAUGUAAACUGAUUUUCCCUCAGUUUCAGCAAUUUUAUAUCUAUAUAUAGAGAUAUCUUUGUCAGAAUUGCAUUGUUAGCUUCUCCUGGUAAACUAAUUGCCUCACAUUGUCAGGGCAAAUAGAGAUCUAUUAAUGGGUCUCACUUACCAACUGAUCCCAACCCUGGUCUGCUUACUGGUUUGUACCAGCAACUUUGCCCACGGACACAAGUGUGAUAUCACCUUGCAAGAGAUCAUCAAAACGCUGAACACCCUCACUGCGAGAAAGAACACGACUGAGAAGGAAACCUUCUGCAAGGCGGCAACUGCUCUUCGGCACAUCUACAGACACCACAACUGCUUGAGCAAACACCUGAGCGGACUUGACAGGAACCUCAGCGGCCUGGCAAACACGACCUGUUCUGUGAAUGACUCCAAGAAGAGCACAUUGAGAGACUUCUUGGAAAGGCUAAAGAAGAUUAUGAAGGAGAAAUACUCAAAAUGUUGAAGCCGAAU